Arabidopsis thaliana (thale cress) is the source of this 539-nucleotide messenger RNA. RefSeq lists its product as uncharacterized. The coding region runs from base 130 to 333 and encodes 67 amino acids. The transcript is spliced from 2 exons. The record is from RefSeq and is marked reviewed. NCBI's taxonomy places the organism in Eukaryota, Viridiplantae, Streptophyta, Magnoliopsida, Brassicales, Brassicaceae.
AUUCUACCAAAAACAAAGGAAACAAAACAAAAGAAGAAACAUAAAGUAAAGCAAAAAUGGGUAAAAGUGUAAAUGUCACUGGUUUCAUCAUUCAUAUGAUGAUUUUCUUGUUGAUUUUAACAGGAAUAUAUGGACAAAAGCAUAAGAGGAGAGUGCUUCAAGUACCGAGCCCCUUACACGCGUGGAUCUUGUGACAAUUAUAAACACGUCAAGUCCGCAGUAUGCAAAAAAGUUUGCCAACGUAGAAAGGAUUUUGAUGGAAGAUGUGAACUUUUUCAGGACGAAAGAGGAUUGCAACUAGGUUGCUUAUGUUUUUCUUCGGAUUGUAAGUGACAAUUGCAAACUUCAAAUCCUAUGUGCAACAAUAUUGUUUAUUAUUACCAACCAUCAAUAAUAUGUCAUUAGGACUUUGUGGUAUACAUAUCAUAUGAUAUAUCCAUCAUAUGCUAUCUUCAAAUCUUAUGUAUAAGAAUAUUUAAUUUUUUCGUUAUUAGUGUAACGCCCGUGAACCGGAAAAUCGGUUAGGAUUUGUUUUUAAA